AUGGGUUGGCCAGAGGAGGCAUGGCAGUGCAUACACAUCGACUUCGCAGAGAAUGAUUUAUUUCAGCUCUUAUUUUAUUACAUUCGCUGGUUGGUACUGAUCCUGACUGGCCACCAGCUGACUGAGGGAACCGGUCUGCAGCUUCCAGGGGACUACUCCAUCUCUGGUCUCUUUCCCUUACACAAGUUGGCCCCCUCCAGCUCCAACCUACCAGACCUGGGAGCCUGUAAAGAAGGCAAAUUUAAUAAACAUGGCUAUCAUUUGAUACAAGCCAUGAGAUUCGCUUUGGAGGAGAUCAACAACGGUACCAAAAACCAGCAUCUUCUCCCAGGGGUAUCACUGGGUUACCAGGCGUAUGACACCUGCAAUCAACCAGCCAGUGUGCUGGCCACUCUGGCCAUGCUGGCCCAACAGUACCAGAGAACUUUAGGGAACAACACAGGUGGUGACCAGAGGGCAGUGGCAGUGAUCGGGCCUGAUAGUAGCAGUCACACCUUCACCCCUGCUGCAGUGCUGGGCUCUUAUCUAGUGCCACAGAUCUCCUAUGAAGCCUCUAAUGAGAUGCUGAGUAACAAGCUCCUCUACCCAGCCUUCUUCCGCACCAUCCCCAGUGACAAGAACCAGGUGGACGCCAUGGUCCAGCUGCUGGUGCGUUUUAACUGGACUUGGAUCGUUCUACUGGGCAGCGACGACUCCUACGGCCUCCAGGGCAUAGAGAGUCUCUCCCUUCAUGCUGCUCACUUUGACAUCUGCAUCGCCUACCAAGGGGUCAUCCCCGAACUCACCUCCGCCAACAACCAGACCAUGAGGAACAUAGUCAAGAACAUUUUGAAGACCAAGGUCAACACUAUUGUCGUGUUCUCCAGCAAGACCAAAGUCAGUCAGUUCUUCCCGUUUGUCAUAGAGCAGGGUGUAACUGGUAAGGUGUGGAUAGGGACAGAAGACUGGUCAGUCACCACUCUAGUGUCGGGAAUACCAGGUAUUCACACCAUUGGGACUGUACUAGGCAUCUCCAUCAAAUACACAGCAAUAACUGGGUUUGAGGAGUUUGAAAGCCAUGCUGUUCCAAAGUUACAUAGUGGCACCUCCAACGGCAUGAUGGACCUGAGUGUUGAAUGUUUGCAAAAUACGGACCUCUCCAGCAUGGCAGCAGAAAACUUCUCUUUGGGGGACUAUGACAUCAAAUCCUCUUAUAAUGUUUACAAGGCUGUAUAUGCUGUGGCACAUGCACUGCAUCAAGCACUUGGUUGUGGCUUGGAUGAAUGCCAAAAGUCUGAAGUGCUACCUUGGCAGCUUCUGCCACUGUUAAAGCAGGUGAGAUUCUCUGUUGGGAACUCCUCUAUUUACUUUAAUGAGAACGGAGACCCGCCCACAGGAUAUGACAUCGUGAACUGGAUUUGGAGGGGAACAGAGUGGUCUCUCCGUGAGGUGGGCUCUUAUACUGCAGACCCCACUGACCUCACAGUGGACCCUGCUCAAAUUGAAUGGGGUAGUGACGACGGAUACACAGGAAAAGAGGUGCCUCCGUCGAUAUGCUCCCCAGAAUGCCCCAAAGGACACAGGAAGCUGCAGACGGGACAACACAAGUGCUGCUUCGACUGCCUGGCCUGUGCUGCUCACAAUUUCCUCAACAAGACUGGAUCCACCCGGUGCCAGAAGUGUGAGCUUUACCAGUGGUCCCCAGCGGAGAGCGAGGUGUGUCUGGAUCGGACGGUCCUAGUGCUGGCCUGGGGCGGUCCCCUGUCUAUCGCCCUGCUACUCCUCCUGGCUCUGACCUUGCUCAUAACCCUGGGGACAGGGGUCAUCUUCCUCCUCAACCUGGGCACCCCUGUGGUCAAGUCGGCCGGCGGGCACACCUGCCUGGUGAUGCUUCUAGCCCUAACCGCCGCGGCUGCCAGUGCCCUGUGUCACUUUGGCCUCCCGUCUCAGACUGACUGCCUUCUCAAGCAGCCUCUCUUCGUCUUCAGCUUCACUGUGUGUCUGGCUUGUGUCACCGUCCGUUCCUUCCAGGUAGUGUGCAUCUUUAAGCUGUCCUCCAAGCUUCCUCGGGCCUAUGAUACCUGGGCUAAGAACCAUGGGCCUGAAGUCACCGUCCUCGUUGUUUCCAUGACAGUUUUGUUGAUCUCUGUGCUCCGUGUUACUUUAAACCCCCCGUACCCCUCCCAGGACGUGGACUUCUACUCCGACAGCAUUGUCACGGAGUGUAGUAACACCCUCUCCUCUUGGGCCAUGAUAGAGCUAGCCUACGUCUCUCUGCUCAGCACGCUCUGCUUCUCCUUCAGUUACAUGGGAAAAGACCUGCCAGCCAACUACAACGAGGCCAAGUGUAUCACCUUUAGUCUCAUGAUAUACAUGAUCUCCUGGAUCAGCUUCUUCACCAUAUAUUUUGUUAGCAGGGGGGAAUUUGCCAUGGCCAUGCAUGUGCUGGCCAUAGUGUCCAGUGUGCUCGGUAUACUCGGUGGUUAUUUCAUGCCCAAGGUCUACAUCAUGGUGCUGAGGCCCCAAAUGAACACAACGGCCCAUUUCCAAAACUGUAUUCAGAUUUAUACCAUGAACAAAGACUGAAAGAUAUGUUUUCAUCAUAGAUUUUGCGUUUUGCAUUUCUGGAUACUUAUUCCCAAUCCAUUGUAUGGCUUUAAAAAUGACAUAGUAAAUGUUGCUCUGCUCUUAGCUGGUAGAAAAUACAUGUUGCCCUUGCACAUUUAAGUGUAUGUAUAACUUUCUCUAACAUGGUUGUCAUGUAGCUUUGAUAGCUUUUUAAAGCACUUCUUUUUAAGUGUGUGUUUUUACUGGGGGGAAUUGAGAAAAACAAAGCUAACCUUCUUUAGCUGCAGCUGGUGUUGUGGUCUUUCUUCAGUGUCUGUCUGUGACAUGUCUGGUCUCCAAAAUGUGGAUCGGUAUAAGCCUCUGAUUUGAAACCAGCUAUCCAAAAUAUCCAUACACAUGUCCCAUAGUGCUCUGUUUGAAACAGAGAAUGAAAGAGGCUCUAGUGGCUGAAAAACUGUAUUAGCAUGGGCAGUGCCAUUGAGGGCUUCCACCAUUUUAAUGUAGUCAACUGGGUGGGAGUUCCAACUUCAUUGGCUGAUCCCUGUUGGUGACCCUGUUGGAGUCAUGUCCAAACGGGUCAUCAGCAGGGAUCAGCCCAUUGUGAAGAAGAAAAUUGACUAAGCCUCAAUGGUGCUGCCACAAACGCUAUAAUUGUGAUUAUACAAAGAUCUAUCUAUCUUUAUGGUUUUAAAUCCAAAUGUGUGAGUCACUAUGUACAUUACAUAAAGUGUAAAUCAGAAGGACAGAAGCUAGGACACAAUAGUCCGGUGUCCCAUUGUGACCCAUCCACAGGGGACGCACAGACCGAACUCACAACUAACCACAAUUCCCAACCAAUGCGUCUCUUGGUACGCAUCCUCUAAUCAUUUGAAUCUGUUGACAGUUGGAGAAAUUGCUUUUGCUGCACUGAGAAUUCGAAAAGUAUAAAACCCAACGGUCCAAUAUUCUAGAACACUGCUGUGGUUAGUGUACAAGUUUGGUACUCUGAUACUUGUUGCUCUAAUCAAUUAAUAUACUUUUCUUUGUA
Messenger RNA from Oncorhynchus mykiss (rainbow trout), 3574 nucleotides. Lineage: Eukaryota; Metazoa; Chordata; Actinopteri; Salmoniformes; Salmonidae. The record is from RefSeq and is a predicted model, not a curated record.